CUGUUCCUUUAUUGGAAUUAUUUCAGGCCUCGUUUCACUACUGUACAGUUAGACACAAUACCACCGCAACAUAUUCCUGAAGGAGUAUCAGUGUUAAAAUUCGAAUCACCACUACAUUUUGCCAAUGUCACUUUGUUCACAGACAAGAUCUCAGAGCUGCUAACAUCAGUUAAGAGUGAUUCUUUGCUGAGCGGACGAGCGAUUCUUGUGGACUGUACGGCUAUGGCGUAUGUGGAUAGUAUGGGAUUCGACGCACUCAAGGAGGCAUACAAGGACGCCAAGAAGAGCGAUAUUACGUUGCAGUUCUGUGGAUUGAAC
Molecule: messenger RNA, 318 nt
Organism: Cooperia oncophora
Lineage: Eukaryota; Metazoa; Nematoda; Chromadorea; Rhabditida; Trichostrongylidae
Source: the annotation of a GenBank genome assembly